Anthostomella pinea is the source of this 2664-nucleotide messenger RNA. Lineage: Eukaryota; Fungi; Ascomycota; Sordariomycetes; Xylariales; Xylariaceae. The record is from the annotation of a GenBank genome assembly.
AUGGAUCCUUUAUCGGCAGUCAGUUUGGCGGGAACUGUGGUCCAGUCCGUUACUUUUGCCUGCUCAUUACUGAAGCGGAGCGCCGAGAUCUACGAUUCCGCGGCCGGUAGUUCAAAUCAUCUUCAAAGUCUGCGUACAGUCCAUGGGCAUCUGCAGGCUUUCAGCGCCAAGUUCGCCUCCUCUGGAGCCGUCGGAGCAGACUCGAUACAACCAGUCACCGUCUUGAAUCCACAAGGCGACCCGACCUUGAGAGAGAUAUGUCAGGCUUCCAAGGCAGGUUGCGACCGGAUUGCCAAGGUCGUCGAGAAGCUCCAGGUACAGGAUGGACCAUGGCGUCGCUUGAGGAGCUUUCGUGCCGCUCUAGAGAUUGUCUGGAAAAGGAACGAGGUUGAGGAAUUGGACAAGCGGUUACAGAGGACGCACGUGGCAUUGACGCUUCACAUGUGUGUUGUCACCAGCCGUUUCCACGAGGAACAUAAAGCGGAUUUCGCCCGGUUCAAAAACACCUGCAACACAAACCAAAUCCAGCACAAGGAGAAGAUAGAACAAGUAUUCUCGAUGUUUGCUGCAAUGGAAAAUCGAUACUCACUCCCGGAUAGGGAUUUGGAUUUACCUCUCGCACCGGACCGCGUUCGUCUGAACUUCGAGCACCGGCCCAUGAGGCAUAGUCGCAUCGAAGCAGCCCACUGUCAGACUUUCGACUCGAUCUACCGUGACGGGACUAACGGACAGGAAGCAAAAUGCAACCUGUUGAGCUGGUUAAAGGCUGGAGACGGCAUAUACUGGGUUUCUGGAAAACCUGGCUCUGGAAAAUCCACCUUCAUGAAAUUCGUGGCAGGUAAUGAGGAUACUCGUCGCGCACUUGAUGACUGGGCAGCACCAAAAAAAGCCUUGACCGCGAGUCAUUACUUCUGGAUUGCCGGUACGGAUAUGCAGAAGUCACAGCAGGGUCUUCUACAAGAGCUGGCUCUGAAGAUACUUACCCAGUGCCCCGACUUGAUUGAGCCGACUUGUUCUGAAAGAUGGGGGGUCCUUAAGUCGGUGAAGGUUCCCCAGCCCGCCUGGUCAAAGGAAGAGUUGCAGCUCAUAAUGCGACGCGUUGCCGAGUCAGAUGCUGCGCCCAAGAUAUGCUUGUUCAUGGAUGGGCUUGACGAGUAUGACGGUGACCAUAUUGAGCUUUGUGAGAAUAUUAUUCACCUUACGCGAUCCGGCAAAGUCAAAGUAUGCGCCUCGAGUCGGCCUUGGAACGUCUUCACCGAUGCAUUUGGGGGCAAGGUAUCGAAUGUAUUACGAAUACACGACCUAACAGAAGCUGACAUCCGAAUGUACGCGGGGAGCCGGCUGUCGGAACAUCCACGAUGGGGUUACCUCAACGGACAACCUGUCAGUGGAGACCGCCUUAUAAACGAGAUAACCGAGAGGACUCAUGGUGUCUUCCUCUGGGUCUUUGUUGUCACCAAACUUCUCAGAGAAGGCUUGAGCAACGAUGAUAGCCUUGCAGACUUGCUCAGGAGGCUGGAGACGUUCCCUUCGGAUUUGGAACCGUUUUUCAAGCAUAUGCUGGAUACCGUCGAACCAUUCUAUCACAAUAAGAUGUCGGGUGCACUACAAAUCGUCAUUGUAUCGGGGAGACCAUUACGCUACCCAUUUUUCAUCUAUCACGACGAUGAGUAUGACGACAAAGACUAUGCUCUUAAGUUAAAACCGAAGAAAGUCUCUAUUCAGGAGCUUGAUCUGAAACGUCUGUACAGUAGGGUUUCCCGCCGUCUAGACGGCCAGUGCAAAGGCCUUCUGGAAGUCAACCACAACUAUGUCAAUUUCCUCCACAGAACAGUCUCUGACUUCCUCCAAACUCGAAAGAUGUCCGAGUACCUUGCCGCGAAGAGCGCGACAGGCUUCAACGCUAAGCUUUCUAUUCUGAGGGGCAGUCUAGCCUUCGUGAAGGAUGCAUAUCCUACUAUCAUGCAACGUGUCCCGGUCGAACAUCCUCUUGGAGAUGGCCCCGUUGAAAUAAACAGCCAAGUGAAGGGGGCAUUGAAUUGUGCCGAGCAAAUCGAAGAUGAAUGUCCCUCCCUUUGCGACACCGUUGGCGACAUUCUUGACGAUUUAGAACUGAGUAUCUGCAGGCUGAACUCGAGCCCAGGUAUUGCACAGCUCAUCGUCCCUCAACCUGGACGAAGCGCAGGUCAAGCUGCUAGAGGUUUCUUCCGCGCCAGCUUGAUAAGGUUUGGCCCUCGGGGCUACUUGAACAGGAAGCUUGCCCAAAUACCAGACUACUGUGACGACUCCGAGGGGCCGCCUCUGGCAAUCCUUGUGAUGCCAGUCACGGACAAGAGGAUGGGAUACCAGAGUCGGCAACGCAACGGACUUCGAGAUACUCUCCGAGUCUACUGGAACAUGGGGAGGACCCGAAUGAGGACUAUAAUCAUGACUGCAUCGGGAAAGAUUGGAUACGACUACAUGCCGCACCUGAACGGUGAAGCUUUCGUCUCCUUUCUCGAAUACGGGGCAGACCCAAAUGCGAAGAUAUAUCGCUCGACAACACGGGGUGUCAUGUCAUUCUCCACAGCGUGGGUCGACUUUCUACUCCUCUCCUUCUCCAUGCGGCCAGACUGGGCAAGCGAGAGCACGUACCUCCAGGUACUGGAUGCGUUUCUCCGCUGA